AAACAGCCAUCCUGCUCCUUCCUCCGUUCCAUUGUCAUCGCCGGAACUCAACUCGCCGACUCCCGACCCCGUCGCAUGCUCAUUGCGUCUGACUGACGGUGUCGCUGCCCUUACCCCGCCUACAUACCUUACUGCACGUCGCCCCGUCGCGUGCACCAUUGUCCCCUCCCACCAUGUCCCGCUCACACGCGGUCGACGUGUAUGACCAGCUCGCCGCCCUUCUCUCGCCGCCCGGCGCGUAUCCGGCCGCGCGAUAUCGCUCUUCCUCGGAGAUCGCGGAUGGGCUCAAGCGUAUCCGCCGCAUUAUCCUCACGGAGGGCAUCCCCGAGCCGGAAGGUCGGCCAUCGCUCCGUCCCCGCAUCUGGAAACUUAUGCUCAAGGUUGACCACCUCGGAGCGGAAGACUACCUGCGAUUCGUGGGCCUUGGCCCUAGCUCUGUCUCAUUGAAGAUCAAGGAAGACACAAACCGUACUUUCCGCACCGACAGUCUCUUCCAGGGCCGCGUACAAGAGGCCAUGCUCAUCCGUCUCCUCGAGGCGUUCGCAUGGAAGUCACAGUGUAGCGGCGAGCGGAGUUUCACCUACGUGCAGGGAAUGAACGCGCUGGCCGCGCCGUUCCUGUACGUCAUGCCGUCGCAGCUCGAGGCAUACGCAUGCUUUGCUGCGCUCGUCGAGCGCGGUGUACCCCAGUUCGUACUCGGCACCAACACUGAAGGCGCGAUACGCGGCGCCGAGAUCCUCGACAAAUGUCUCCGCAUCGUCGAUCCGGAGUUGUACGAGCACCUGCGGGACUGUCAUCUCACAGGGCAAAUCUACGCGUUUCCAUCCGUGCUGACCAUGUGUGCGUGUACGCCACCCCUUGAGGAGGUUAUCCGGCUCUGGGACUUCCUGCUAGCAUUUGGAGUCCACCUCAACAUCCUGUGUAUCAUCGCACAACUGCUGCUUAUCCGUGAAGACCUUAUGGCGUCCAAGUCACCCAUGAAGCUCCUGCGCACAUUCCCGCCACUCAAGGCGCGGGCUGUCAUAGGAAUCACGCUCGCGCUCGUCAAGGACAUCCCCGAGGACGUGUACAAGGAGCUCGUGGCGCACCCUGUGCAUCCUGUGCACAUAGCGCCGCUGCCACCGGGAAUGUAGGCGCGCGGGGUGCGAUUUUGUCAACGACGUAUCAGCUGUAAACUAGAUGCACUGUAUGACUAGGC
Messenger RNA from Cutaneotrichosporon oleaginosum, 1198 nucleotides. RefSeq lists its product as uncharacterized. Gene Ontology annotation, molecular function: GTPase activator activity. Gene Ontology annotation, biological process: activation of GTPase activity. The record is from RefSeq and is a predicted model, not a curated record. Lineage: Eukaryota; Fungi; Basidiomycota; Tremellomycetes; Trichosporonales; Trichosporonaceae.